UUCACUCCAUUCUUAACCUAAAAAAAAAAAAAUCCAAAAACAAAUUAGUAUUAGUAUUAUUAUUAUUAUACUCUUUUUGUUUUUUAAAGAAGAAAAGAAAAGAAAAGAGUUCCAAAUUUUGUUGUAAUUCCUUCUCAUUCGAUGGCUGAAUUGAAGAACCAUACUUUCCGGGGCACAAAGAGACCAUCCUCCGACGGAUCGGACGAUGUAAAAUUAGCCGAUUCAAAGAAACCAACGGCCAUGAUUUCCUCUCUUCUCGAAGAUCCAGCGGCUGCGAUUGCCAAUACGCGUCAUGAGUUCGGCGAACAUGGAGGGGUAAACAUGUCAAUUGAAGCCUCCGCUACAUUCACCGUCAUGGAACCUGAAACCAUGCGUCGUAUGUUCGCCGGUGAGUUAGGUCCUGACCGUGAUUUCUUCAUCUACAGUCGUCAUUUCAAUCCAACCGUAUUGAAUCUCAGCCGUCAGAUGGCUGCCCUUGAAGGUACCGCCGCUGCGUACUGUACCUCUAGUGGAAUGUCAGCCAUCGCCGCCGUGCUCCUCCAAUUGUUAGCUAGUGGGGACCACGUCGUGGCGAGUAGGACAUUGUACGGCGGGACCCAUGCGUUGAUGGCUCACUUUUUUCCGAGGACUUCGAAUAUAACGACGACGUUUGUAGACAUAGGGGAUUUGAAGGAAGUGGAGAAGGCAAUAGUUGAAGGGAAAACCAAAGUGCUUUAUUUCGAAUCGGUUUCGAAUCCGACGUUGGCGGUAGCAAAUAUACCGGAGUUGUGCAGGAUUGGGCAUGAAAAAGGGGUCACGGUGGUCGUGGAUAAUACUUUUGCCCCGAUGAUUCUCUCGCCGGCGAGGCUAGGUGCUGACGUGGUCGUUCAUAGUAUUUCUAAAUUCAUUAGCGGUGGAGCUGACAUCAUUGCAGGUGCAGUUUGUGGACCUACAAAGCUAGUGAACUCAAUGAUGGAUCUACGACAAGGGAGCUUGAUGCUUCUGGGGCCAACUAUGAAUGCGAAGGUGGCGUUUGAGCUCUCGGAGAGAAUCCCUCACUUGAGCCUGAGAAUGAAGGAGCAUUGCAGAAGGGCAUCGGUGUUUGCCGAGCGAAUGAAGAAGGCAGGGUUAAAGGUCGUAUACCCUGGGCUACCAGACCACCCACAGCACCAACUGAUGAAGAGCUUGGCUAGCCCAGAAUACGGGUUUGGGGGUAUGUUGUGUGUAGACAUGGGGACGGAGGAAAAGGCAAACAAGCUCAUGAGUAUACUUCAAAACACUACUCAGUUUGGGUUCAUGGCAGUGAGUUUAGGGUACUAUGAAACUCUAAUGUCAUGCUCAGGCAGUAGCACAAGUAGUGAAAUGAGUGGUGAGGAAAGGGAAUUGGCUGGAAUCUCACCAGGGCUUGUAAGAAUGUCUAUUGGGUAUAUGGGCACAUUGGAGCAAAAAUGGAGCCAAUUUGAGAAAGCUCUUGCCAAAGUGCAAGACAAUGGGGUCCCCUUUUGCAACAAUUAAUUAGAAAUUUGGAACUUGGAAUUAUUGGUCCGGAUCGGUAUAACGACUUCGAUUUGGAUCUCUUUUCUCCCUAUCAAAGUGAUCGGUUUGAUUUGGUUAUUGGUUGAACUCCAAAACUAACAAAAUCGGACCAACAACUUUCAACUUAUAAUAUGUAUAGUUGCCUUAUAAGUGCUAUAUCUUUUUUUUAAAUUAAUGAAAUAAACACAUGCUUCCUUAACACAACAAA
Molecule: messenger RNA, 1723 nt
Organism: Cucumis sativus (cucumber)
Lineage: Eukaryota; Viridiplantae; Streptophyta; Magnoliopsida; Cucurbitales; Cucurbitaceae
Product: methionine gamma-lyase
Exons: 2
Coding region: 142-1494 (450 amino acids)
Biological process (GO): transsulfuration
Cellular component (GO): cytoplasm
Molecular function (GO): pyridoxal phosphate binding; carbon-sulfur lyase activity
Source: RefSeq, a predicted model, not a curated record